Mya arenaria is the source of this 2767-nucleotide messenger RNA. RefSeq names its product dynactin subunit 5-like. Lineage: Eukaryota; Metazoa; Mollusca; Bivalvia; Myida; Myidae. The record is from RefSeq and is a predicted model, not a curated record. Bases 84 to 641 code for a protein of 185 amino acids. The transcript has 6 exons.
GGAUUACUUCCCCUAUACGCAGAGGCAUAAACUACGGAAGUAACUUGUCUUCGUAUGAUCUGUUGCCUGCUCCAUCAUAAAAGAUGGAGUUAAUUGAAACAUAUUACAAUAAUCCGGAGUAUAUUGAAACGGCAUCAGGAAAUAAAGUAAGCAGAUCAUCAGUGUUAUGUGGCAGCCAGAAUAUUGUCAUCAGUGGAAAGAGUAUAAUCAUGACUGAUUGUGUGAUACGUGGUGACCUGGCCAAUGUUCGAAUAGGAAGACACUGUAUCAUCAGCAGGAAAGCAGUCAUCCGACCUCCAUUUAAGAAAUUCAGCAAAGGAGUUGCCUUCUUCCCACUUCACAUUGGAGACCAUGUGUUUAUCGACGAAGGAGCCAUAGUCAAUGCUGCGCAAGUUGGCUCUUAUGUUCAUAUUGGAAAGAAUUGUGUGAUAGGUCGCCGGUGUGUGUUGAAAGACUGCUGUGCAAUAGCUGAUAACACGGUGUUACCACCAGAAACUGUGGUGCCUCCAUUUACUGUGUUCUCCGGAUCACCUGGUCAUGUUACAGGAGAGCUGCCUGAGUGUACACAAGAUCUGAUGCUGGACUUUACAGUUAACUUCUACAUGAACUUUAAACCAACUGGCAAAGGGAAAGGGAAAUAGUGCAAUACAUUAUUAUAUCAUUAUUAUUUAUUUUCUGUAUUUUUGGUUACAACACAAUAUUUUGCUUGACUGAGUGCACUUGUGACUCCUUGCAGUUUCCUUUGCUUUCUUGUUGCUUGAAUUGAUUUUAAGGAUUCUUCUUUUAAAUCAGACCAACGCUUCAAUAAACAUUGUUCAUCAUCUCUAAGGCCACACCAUGUGAGUUUUUUUUAACUAUCAAUUUGUGUGAAAGAAUACACAGCAACCAUGCAAAAUAAAACAUUUUUAUUUUGCUUUGCAACUGGAGCAGGCAAAACAAACACUGUUUUUCCCUGUAUUAUUAAUGUUUGGUAUGAAAAAGCUUAAUUAACAAUUAUCCACCUUGAAUGCCAUUUAACACUCAUGAAGUACUCUUUCAAAACCAUUCUUGCAUGAUUUGAUGCAACAUGGCUCCACAGAAAGUGGGUUUGGGUGGAUUUUAAAAUGUAUAUUAAAAUGUCUUCUAAUUCAAACUGAUGUUUUCAAACUUUGUGGUGAAAUAUAACUUGUAAUUAUCACCCAUAUAUGUCUGUUUUUAAGCUUCUCUGUUGACUUCAUUGAAUAAUAUUAUUAUUUAAAAUGAAUGGAAAUAAAAGUACUCAUUAAUGUAGAAUAAAUCCAGUGAUUACUGAGAAACUCAAGAUAUCUUAAUUUUUAACCGGGUUUUCAACGGAUACCAAGUUAUUAGAAUGGGGAUGUCCUUGAAAGGGCGGGUCCCAAACAUUAGUUUCUGCCCAAUAACUUAGGUAUUAUUGAUGGAUAGUAUUGAAAGUUGGUGUGUAGGACUAUGUAUGUUAUGUAAAGAGUUAGCUUGGGAUUGCUUUUGAGGGGGUCAAGCUCACUGUUACUUAAAAUAGAAAAAUGGUUUCUGCCCAACAGCUUGAGUUCAAACUGAUGGACACUAAACACGAAAGAUACUUAACUAGAAUAAUUUUCUGUUACGUCUAUAUUUGAUAAAAGUAAAGAUAAAGGGUACUCAUUUUUCCUAACUCAUACAAGAAAUUAAUUGCCUAUAUUUUUUGAUUGCCCAUAAUGAAAACUUGGUCUCGUCGCAUUGCAGCGCUUCUAGUUUUGUCUUGGCCUGGGUCAUCCUGUUUCAGAAUAUGUUAUUUCUUCCCAUGUUUACAAAGCAGCAAUUUUUAUACUUGUUUACUUCUUAGUGCCAAGUUUCUAUUACGGUAUAUGUGUAAAAUAAUAGAAUUUAAAAGUUGUAUUUCAAGAUAUAUUUUCAUUUAAUUCAUUAAAAAAAUAUUCUGUCAUUGCCUUAUUUCAAUGAUAAUAACCCUCACUGAUUAGUUAUGAUAUGUAUGAACUUCUUCCUGUUGUGAUUUGUAAUCACCAAUAUAAAUAGGCAAUGCAAUAAAUAAAGGUUGUCAUUGAAUAAUAACAUUACUUAUCAAUUAUGCUUGCGCAAUGUGCUAUUUAAUAUCCAGAAACAUUUCAAAUUCACUGUACGUAGUUUAUUGUGAUGAUGGUAAUGCUUGCAUAGCUAUGGAAGGCUCAAGUCCCAGUUGAGGUGUUCUUUUUGCCUCUGAAGAGGGAACAUUGAUACUUGUUCCUAUCAGGGAUUGAGUGUGAGUAAAAAGUCGUACCACUAUCAUGUCACACCAUAUUUGGAGAACUCAUUCCAUACAUGUAUACAUGUUACAUAAUUAUGUAUUACUGAUGAUACAGGUUAAAUCUUUUGUACAUGAUUGUGUAAGUAUAUAUUCUGUUUUAUUAUGAACUAUUAGUCCAGAAAAAUGGCAUAUUGCAUUUGAUCUCGCCAUCUGUAGAAAAUGUUGUUCCCAUUUCACAUUGAAACAAUAGAUAUACACGGGAUGACUUCUCCAAAUUGUGUGCAACUUCCUGAUGGUACCGGUUCAUCAUGCUGGUACGAUUUCUCCUGUACACGCUGUUGUCACAAUCAAUUGAGCACUUAAACUCAAUUGAAACAAAGCCUCAACAAACCUAUGAUUUCUGCUAUCAUUCAUUAUUGUUUGUAAGCCUCUACAAACCUACAUUUGUACGACUUCUACUAUUACUCAUUAUCAGCUGUGUGUGUAAAACUGUACAUGUUUUCACUGUAACUAAGUGAGCAUAGGCUAUAAAUGUGACAAUAAAUUAAA